Cuculus canorus (common cuckoo) is the source of this 9217-nucleotide messenger RNA. RefSeq names its product ligand dependent nuclear receptor interacting factor 1 (gene LRIF1). The transcript is spliced from 4 exons. The record is from RefSeq and is a predicted model, not a curated record. NCBI's taxonomy places the organism in Eukaryota, Metazoa, Chordata, Aves, Cuculiformes, Cuculidae. Gene Ontology annotation, biological process: regulation of DNA-templated transcription. Bases 1989 to 4223 code for a protein of 744 amino acids. Gene Ontology annotation, molecular function: nuclear retinoic acid receptor binding.
AGAAAGAAAACUCUACUGCAGUAAUUAUAGGAAAAGCCCCAAGUACAGCUUGGCACAGGGCUGGAACUGGAUGAGCUUUAAAGUCCCUUCCAACCCAAACCCUUCUAUGAUUCUAUGAUGUAUAGAAUUUUUGUUAGUAGUGUUAGGAAAAGAAAUUGGCCUAUUUCUUCAACUAAAUUAAUCUGAUGGUCUUAAAGGGGGACACGGAUGGAAAGAUUUUUUUUUUCACUUUGCUUAAGGAGUUCUUAAAAUAUAUUUUUCAAAGAAACAGUGACUGCAGGGUGAAGUCAAAUGGCUUCCAGCUCUCCUCUUCAGCACCCCGUAAUGUGUGAAAGCUGAAAUGUUUCAUUUAUUUUGGUAAGGAGAAAUGCCAGUGCUGGUUAUUUCUUUGUGUCACUUGGAAAAGUCUUCAGAGAUUUGAGAUGGGUACUUGAAGUGUCAGGGCCUGAUCAACUGGCCUAAAACAACAUAGGUGACCUGUGGGUGAUUCGUAUUGCGUUGCUGUGUGCACUGUUUAACCUGUAACAACACAUUGCUGUGUUCAGUAGAAUCAGAUUGUGCUGUUUUUAAUACAUAGAAUGUGAGAAGAUGCAUCAUAAUUGCAUUAUCAGUAGUGUUGGGCUUUGCUACAUUAAUUAUAGCUUCUCCAGUACAGGAGGUGAAAAAGAGCUACAAUCCCUGGGCCAUCAACACCCUGGCUGAUCAAUAAACGCGGUGUGAAAGGAGAAGAGCUGUGCAGGAAUGUUGCACCUCAACAACCCCGUUAGUUCAAAGAUAAGAGAGAUCUGGCUGUCUCCUUAUCUCCUUUCUUAAGCUUUGGCCAAAGCUCCAAGAAUGGGGGCAGUGGGACUGCUGAGACCAGGGAUUACACGUUUUUAGAUUACACGUUUUUAAGUUGUUUAUUUAACGAUAUAAAAGCUGGAUGCUUUUGUAGCAACUUUGGAGACCUCACCUAUGCACUGCAUCCUCACAAUUGUCCGGGAAGGCAAAUCCUCGCUGCAGUAGGGGCUCCCCAGCAACUGUGGAUCCGGAUGAUGAUAACAGGGCCAUUGGUGCUGGAACUUUCUUAAUUUCUAUACUUAUUCUCCUGUAGUAAUGAUUAAACGCAUUACCUUUGAAGGUUUUACUGUUAAUUUGUUAAUCACUACUAAUCAUUUGUUACUUUACUUGUUUUAAUAAGUUAAGUAAAAUUUGAUCUCGUAUCGUAUUUGUGAGUUUGGGCUUUUUAUGGUGAUCACGCUCCGUGCUUUGCGCUCUGUGGUAAAACAACAUGGCAAAGUGUUUUCAGCUUCUCUCUGAAAUAGCAAAUGUGUCUACAAGCUGUGACAGUGAAGUCUCCUUCCUCUUGCAGAGAUAUCUGAGUAAAUCUGUCUGAUUUACUCUUCUCAGUAUCUCAUUUCAUUCCCUUUCUGUCUUUCUCACCUAACAUUUUGCUUUUGGUGAUUCUGCAAUCCUCUAAACAUCUGCUCUUUGUUUCAAGCAAGAGAAAGUAAUUUUCUAGGAAAUGGUAAUUUUUUUGAAUGGUAAUUUUUUUAAUGGUAACUUUGCUGCUCUUUGCAUGGAGCAUGGAGAUAAAAAGCCGUCGAUUGGGUGGUCAUGAAAAAAGCAGAACGAUCUGGAGUUGAGAUUCACUGGGUUUUGUAGAGGAGGUUCCUUCCUCAGCUCACUUAACAGAUCCCAUCUGGUUCAAAACCUGCGUUGUAAUCCCAUGGAAAGGGCAGUGAACAGUGACCCCAGGCAGGAAUGAGAGGAAUGGUGGUAGCACGGAGAACUGGCAUUGCUGCUGGAGAAUAUGUUCACGCAAAUGCACCUUCUCUCUCUGUUUUGCUUGCUUCCUCCCUCUCAGAUCCACUCCCUCUUCUCUUCCCCAGCAGUUAGAGGUGUCCCUUUGUUUGACAGGAAGAAGAGCAUCCCUCUUCAGAGAUCUUCUCUGCCCUCUGACGCCCGUUUGCAGAGCUGGUUAGUUGGAGUCCAGCAUUGCAGGCUGUAUGUACCGAGUAGUUCAGACGACGGGACCAGACGGAAAAAACCUUCUGAAAUUAAUUCCAAUUUCUAAACCUACUGGAAGUUUUGUGCCAAUAGUUCAGUCUUCAGCCACACCAAACAAUUCUAAAGCGAAUAUUUCUAGUCCGGUCCAUCUUACAGUUGAGACGCAGCUUGCCAAUACUACUGCGCCUUCGUCUGUUAAGAUACCCAUUUUUCCAUCUCCUAAUUCUGGAAAGAUCAUUCUUACAAAGACAUUAGACACACAGGAAAGUGUUAGGGCAGGUUCUGAAAAGGAAAGCUUGGUUCCAAAGUCAGCUGCUGACAGCCAGAGUAGCUGUGUGUCCAUGGAUAGACUGUCUGUGCAGAGCAUGGCUGUAACAAGUUCCUCCGACCAGCAUCGCACUGCGUACAUGUUGGUGAACUCAAAAAGCCUUCCCAUUCCUGCGAAGUCUCCGGUGCUGCCCUCUGGCCACCACCUCCAGAUACCGGCUGAAGCAGAGGUAAAAUCUGUCCCAGCUUCUUUGUUACCGCCUGCAAUACAGCAAAAAAUACUCUCAGCUCCUGCAACAGAUGUGUCUGGAGAAGCUGACAGUACAAAACCACCAACUGUUAUUUAUGUGUCGCCAGUGAACACAGUGAAAACAGUGUUUCCCAAGCGUUUUAAAGCCAUUCGCCCCAAACCUGCCACGGAAACUUCAAACCCAGUAAUGACAGCUACGCAAAGGGGGAAUGGUUCUCCUGAGGCAGCAACCUCUGAUGGUCAGCAGUGCCCGCAAACUGCGAUGACAUGGGUUGUGCAAGAAAACACACAGCCAUCAGCAUCUUGCCUGAUUCCUGUGAAGUCAUCGAAUAAUAUGGUUUCCAAGAUCCUGAAAACACUGUCAGACACGAAGAAUGUAGAAGUUAACUCGACAAAUAUUUUGCCGCUCAGUUCUAGUGGUUCUGGUGGAAGCCAAACAAAAAUCACACCUAUUAAAGACAACGCUCUCGUCAUGUACAACGGGAAAGUCUAUUUGCUGACCAAAAGAGGCUUGGAUGUUCCAACAACCCAGGCUGACAAACAAGCACAUUCCUUUUCUGAUACUUCACUUAAGAAGGGGUCAUCCAAGCUCAUUGAUUCUGCUGCAGUCAAUAAAAUAGCCAAUAAAGUAGUGAAUCUGGUACUGUCAAGAAACGAAGGAGCGAUGGUGUCUCAGAAAGAUCCAAACCCAGGUACAAACUCUAACAGUUCUUCCCAAGCUGGCUUAAGAAAUGAAUUAAAAUCUGCACCUGCGACUCUGGUAACCCCAAGUGCUAAUCAGCAGGAUUCAGGUGUGAACCAGGAAAGGAGUUUGCCCUUCACCAAGAGCAUUUCAAGUGGAGUGACCCAUGCAGUAGGGACACAGGAAAACGGGUGCCAAAAUGGCGAGGAAAAGAUCCGUUCCCCCAGAGCAGCAAGGGCUCUUUUACCUCAGCUUGAGCAAGAGUGUGCUUCCAGUGAAGACAGGCAAAAGAUCCAAUGUGACAAGAUGGAUUCACCAGUAAAGGUUAUUCAAAUUGAACACCAGGAGAAGCCGCAUUGGAAACAAUACUUGGAACUAAGGAAAAAAUUUGGUCUCUCUAAGGAGGAGAGAGUGUACCUUAAGAGAAUACCUUUGAGGACCUCCUGUAAGAAACCAGAAGAAAGGGUUGGUUCCAGUAACAGCUUGGAAAGGAGAAAUGAUUCUUGCAGUUCAUCAUUAUUAGAUGUGGAAAUAAAACAGCAUCGGGAAUGUGUUAAUGAGGAAAAGAUAAUUGUGGAUCUGGAAGACAAUUUGACUAAGAAAAGAAAAUUAAAAUCCUCACCACUGUCAAACAGCGGAAAGAGAAGGAAAGCUUCUGUCACAUCAACCACAAAUCUGAAUUCAGAAGGCACCAGCUCCGAUUCUGUUGUAGUUACCAGCACUGCUUCAUGUACCUCGGUCUCGUCACAGCAGGUUGUGCCCACAGACUUUGUGUUAUCAUCUCCAGGGAGUGACUCUGAGCAAAGCCCGUAUGCUCAAUACAGCGAUGUUACAGACUCAAGUGUUCCAGUCAUAGUGUCUUGUGAAGGUAGUACUUCGGUUCUGGAAGGUUCUUUCAGAGAUGAUGCUUUCCUUUUGACUCCCCCAGACCUGGAUGAAACGAUACGGGAUGAAAGAAUAAACCGGCUGAAACAGCUGUUAAAAGAAAGGGAAGCAGCGCUUGAGGAGAUGCGUAGAAAAAUGCAGCAAAGCUGAGAUGCUGAAGCUGGUGAUCUGGAACAUGUUCGUCUUCAUUUUUAGGACUUCAAGAAGAAAUUCCAUGUUUAAAUUAACAUGAAUAUUUCUCGUAGAUGGAAGAUCAUAGUGAGAUUUACAGUGUGUGUGUAUUUAGAAAAGUAUAGGUGUCUUGUUGAACACCAGAAAGAAAAGAUUUGGACCGUCAAAUUCUGCUUCUGAGACAUUCUGUGUAUCAAAGAAUGCAGAAGACAGGCAUUUUAAUUAGUGUAUUCUCUAUAUUUUGAAUUGAGGAAUUUCUGUAUUAGUCUUAGCAAAUGAAUUUUCCCACUUAAGAAUUCCAUGGCCUCCCUUGGAAACGGAAUGUAAAUUGCAAACCCCACUUAUGCAAAAGUUUUUGUUUUCCUACUGUUUUCUAGUGCAUGACAACUUUUGUGAACUGUCAGUUGUCGUAAAAGGUCAAUGGUCGGUGUUUAAUAAGAUCUAUUUAAGUGAUUUGGGAAUUAGACUUUGGGUAGUGAUGAUGCAGAUAUUUAUAGGAACCCUUAUGGAUGUGAAUCCGAAGCAGUAGGAGCCCCAAUGACAGUGACCUGGAUCCUUGUAAGCCUUUGCGAGGCCUCUGCCAGCAGUGCUGUGUGGGAGCUGCUUUGUGGGUUAAUUUUGGGGGAAAGAGUAUUUUUUCUAAACGGAAAUCUGUUGAAAAAUAACUUAUUGAAGCAAAAAAAAGGCAUAUUUCUAUAUCCGGGGGCGGCAGCUUUAGUAAUUCUUGAGUAUCUUUUCAAUUGAUUUGUUCAGUUGUUGUUUGAACGCGUCUCUUGUUGCCUUCACCUGGUGUUACUGUAGUUUUUCGUUGCAGGAGAGAACGUGCACUCAAACUGUCUCUGCUGUUGGUGUUUUCUAGAUCUUGGUAGUGCAUUCCCUUACCACAUUCCGUCAUGUCUUGUAUGGACACCUUUAACUCCUCUCUGUUGUACAUGUCAUUGAAUCUUAAACAGCCAUAAAGAAUUGUUUUGCCGACAGAAUUCGCCGCUGGUUUUUUUUAUGCCCAUUUGUGGUUGGAUGCGGCAUCACUGAUCCCUGCAGAUUUCCAUUGCUGAUUUCUGUGCAUGGGAGACUGUUGCUACUCUUCUUGUUUUCUGUAUUUUAAUCAAAUUUUCAUUCACAAGGUUUUUCUUGGUUAUCAUAUGUGUAUGCAGGGCUUAGGCAAAGGAUGCUGCUUUGGAGAUCUCUCUUUGGAGAACCUCAUGGGCCGUAUCAGUUCUGUGUUCCCCUAGUAGUAAUACACACCUCGGCAGCGUGACAACCUCAAGUGGAUUAGGGAGACACAACAGUCUUAACAAGGGAAGAAAAGAUGGUCCGUGCUUUGAAGAGUUUGAGCUAGAGCCAGCGUAGGAGAAGAUGAUCUCCAAACGUACCGUGGUGGGUGAAGAAGGAAGGUAUGGAAUGGAACUGCACUCCAAUGAGAGAGAUUGCUGUAUGAAGCAGCUGCCUGUGACGGAGCCAGCAGGGAUGACAUCCUCAUGGGCGCCCGUGGGUUCACUCUGCGUGGGGUGAGUGCCUGGGGUAGAAGUCCCAUCAUUUAGCAUAGUGAAGGAGAAGGCAAUGAGGGACUGGUGCACAGCUGGGAGCGUGGGCAAGACAGCCGAGUGCCUGGUUAGAGCUGCGCCGUGCAGCCUGGCAGCGAGGCCGAGCCGCUUCUGGAGCGGCUGUGCAUGGAUGUUGUGUCCCCCUUAUUGGUAAAUGGGCAAAGGGCAAAGCAAAAAAGCAGAGAGGCUGAUUUAGACUAGACAUAAGGAGGAAUUUCUUCACAAUGAGGGUGAGGAGGCGCUGGAACGGAUUGCCAAGGGAAGUUGUGACUGCCCCAUCCCUGCAGGUGUUCAAGGCCAGGUUGGAUGGGGCUUGGACAGCCUGAUCUAAUGGGAGGUAUCCCUGCCCAUCGGGGGGGGGUUGCAAUUGGAUGAUCUUUAAGGCCCCUUCCACCUCAAACCAUUCUGUGGUUCUGUGAUAGGAGAUGACUUUUUUGAGAAGCUGAUGGUUCCGGCGAGAAGGGUGUCUGUGCAGUCUCAUCUGUGCUUAUUCCAGAAAGUGUGGAAGAAGCAUAAGUUUGGACAAGCCUCCUUGUCAAAUAUAAGCAAUGAUGAGGAGGGAACGGUUUUGUGUGAGCAGCGGGAAUACUCCCUGUGUGUACGUGAGUGUGAUGAGCUGACCUUGGCCAACUGCUAUGCACCCACCCAGUUGCUUGCUUGCUCCCCACUCCUGCAGAAUGGGGACAAAAUAGGAGGCAGACAAGCCCUGAGAACUGAGAUGAAGACGAUUUAACAGGUGAGUAAAAGCUGGAUGCAGGCAAAGCAAAAUAAAGAACUUAAUUACCAUGUUCUAUCAGCAGGCAGAGGUUGAGUCAUUUCCUGGGUCACGGCAUGCAUAAUGCCUGCAUGAAGACAAAUCCUCUAACCACAAAUGUCUCUGCAUCCUCCUGUGAUUAAGGUUUUGUUUGCAGAGUGUGACAUCAUAGAAUCAUAGAACCAUAGAGUGGUUUGGGGUGAAAGGGACUUUAACGUGGUAUGGAAUAUCCCUUUGAUCAGUCUGGGGCAAUAGUCCUGGCUGUGUCUGUUCCCAUAUUCUUGUCCACCCUCAGCUUACUUGCUGGAAGGGAUGCAGAGUGAGAAAGGGAAAAGCCUUGAUGUCAUCAAGCGCUGUUUAGCAGUGGCCAAACUCCAAAGUGUUAUCAACACCAUCUCUCUCGCAAAUCCAAACCACAGCAGUGGAUGGGCUUCUAUGAAGACAAUGAACUCCAUCCCAUCCAGACCCAGUGUGAUGGGACGGCAAUCGUAAUGGAGAUAGAAGCAUCUCCAUGUCUCGUAUCUGAUGCUGCAUAACCUGCUGCGGUGCUCAUUAACAGACUUUGCUUACCCACCAUAACUGUCUUCUCAUAAAAUUCUUUUCUCUGUUUUUCCAACCAUCUCCAAAGAAAUCGGUGAAGCUGGGUUCACUCUUUUCCUUGGGAAGAUUACAGGUUUGACAUUCCAUGACAUACCACCUUCUUUCUUCCAGAACCUCCUUACCCUGGCAAAGUGGUGCAUUAGCCUCAGUUGUCUCUAGAGACAAUGAUAAGAUAUCGAAAGUCUGGCAAAUAAUACUCACUGCAAGGUUCUGAAGAACUGUGAUCAGUAGGAUUUGGUGGAAGAAAGUGAUUAGGCCAUUUCCUGGUGAUCUGGUCAUGGAAAACCCUUGGUGCAGGUCUGAAAGGCAAAGCCAAGCCAUCUAUGGAAGAGCUGGGCAGAAGUGUGGAGGGUAGAGAAGGCUCUAGAGCAGGAUCUGGAUGGGCUGGAUCCAUGGGCUGAGACCCGGUGGGAUGAGGUUCAACAAGGCCGAGUGCCAAGUCCUGCACUUGGGACACAACAACCUCAUGCAGCUCCAGGCUGAACAUGAGCCAGCAGUGACUCAUGUGGCCAUGAAGGCCAGCAUCAUCCUGGCUUGGAUCAACCAUGGGGUGGCCAGCAGGAGCAGGGCAGGGAGCGUCCCCGUGGUCUUGGAAUUGGUGAGGUUGCACCUCGAAUCCUGGGUUCAGUUUUGGGUCCUUCGCUCCAAGAAGGACAUUGAGGGGCUGGAGUGCGUCCAGAGGUGAACAACAGAGCUGACGAAGGAGCUGGAGGAUAAGUGUUAUGAGAACUGGCUGAGUUGCCAAAGUCAGAACAGUCCAGGAGAUGUGAGGAGGAUCUGGAAGCUGGUGUCAUCCUCCAUGUCACAGCAAGCAACACUGGAUAAGCCACCUGGAUAAUAGGGUAUCUUGGCACUGAGCUACUGGCCAGACCAUGUAGACAUCUACUUUGAUACCUGCCCGUGAUCCAGGGCUUGGGAGAGGGGUUGAAUCUAAGUAAAAUCACCUUCUCCAAUAAGAUCUCCCAUUGACUGCAUUGUUCUGCAAUGUCAGUGUUCUACACAGUCUGGCAUGGCUGUUCCAGUAUUCUAUCAUAAUUUCUACCUAUUUUAUUGGGAUGGACAGGAAAGUGAGACUCUUAUGGCUCCCCAGAGAGCUCUGGGAAGGCUUCAGAAAGCUGGGGUUGUGUUUGCCCCUCUCCUGCCCUCCAGCACCAAAGCAGUGUCUAAUGAAAACUUGUUUCAGCUGUUUCAUUCAGCUGGUUUUAUCCUAUAGGGUUCUUGUUUGAGCCUGAGGAUUUAACCCUGAUCAUUUGUAAACUCACUGCUGUUCAUUAGUUUGUUUGGAAACUUCUCACCCACAGCUCAGCCAGAUCCAUCAGUUCUCUGGGAUGAAAGGAUGGGAACAUUUCUGGGCUCUUCUGUCGUGAUUACGGAUGCCAACGUCAAGAGUGUAGAUGUAAUUCAUGCCAGAAAGCGCAGAGUAAUGCCCGUUGGUGCACAACCUGCAAAAUAGCGUUACAGAAGAUAGGGAAAAAGGCCUGCUGGAAUGAUUUGGAGCCUGAGUAAGGGUCAGGACCUCCUAGGGAGGCAUAUACAAUAUGAACAAUAGCAGGAGACUUUGCGGAUUAACUUGAUAACGACCUGAAAGACACUGUUGUGCAGGAAACUGAGCUCAAAAUGCAGAAGUGAUGAUAAGGAAGAAGAAAAGGAAAGAAAAUCGCCUUAAAAGGAGCUAACAAACCUGAAAACGGCUUAAACAGAUGAGAACUGAGAAGGAUUCAAGGCUCUGUGGUUGAACUGUGCAACUGUAAAUGAGCAAGAAACCCAAUGAGGGGUGCUGGGCAGGCGAGGAGCGGAAGGGUGGUUGUGAGGCUGAGGGGUUUAACUGGAAGCUUGGGAAUGUGCUGUUUAAGGUAGAACUUGGAGUCUCCCCAGAGUUCAGGCUCCCGGUUGCUCGUGGUUGGUCUCUCUUGGCUGAGUUGUAGAGAGCUGCUGCGACAGAGCAAUCCAGGGCUGUCUGGAUCAGGAAUUAGCACGGGACAGGCUGGCUAUGCCUGGGCUCGGGAUGAGCUCUCUGUGCCUGAUGGGGAUCUAUGGGAGGGAGGUGAAGGGAAGGUGGUGCCAGGCACCCAGGG